UAUUUCUGCAUCGUAGCUUCGAAAAGAGUUCAUCAAUGGGUUGAAACUUUAAAGAGAGAAAGAGAAACAUAUAUAUAAUCAUUUACGAAGAAGAAUGGAGUCUUCUCUGUUUUUACAAUCUCCCUCUUCUUCUCUAUUCACUGCAAAGUUUAAUCGUCUUCCCUCUCCAAACCCCAAACUCUUCUCAACUUCAUUCUCCAUCAAAUCCUCCAUAGAGAAACCCAAACCAAAACCCAAAUCCGAUACCAACCCAUCGAAAUCCCAGUCAUUGGUCAGCCCCGAUUGGCUCACGUCACUCACUCGUACCAUUUCCUCGGGCCAGAACGACGAUUCGGGUAUACCAAUCGCGAGCGCGAAGCUCGACGGUCUCUUCUUACCACUCUACAAAUGGAUGAUCGUGUACGGUCCCAUUUACCGUCUCGCUGCUGGUCCUCGUAAUUUCGUGGUGGUGAGCGAUCCAGCGAUUGCGAAACACGUUCUGAGAAACUAUCCGAAAUACGCUAAAGGGUUAGUCGCUGAAGUCUCCGAGUUCCUUUUCGGGUCGGGUUUUGCAAUCGCCGAAGGACCUCUUUGGACGGCAAGGCGAAGAGCGGUGGUUCCCUCACUUCACAAGAGGUAUUUGUCUGUGAUUGUGGAGAGAGUGUUCUGCAAAUGUGCAGAGAGGCUUGUUGAGAAGCUGCAGCCUUAUGCACAGGACGGAAAAGCUGUGAACAUGGAAGAGAAGUUCUCUCAGUUAACUCUCGAUGUUAUUGGCUUAUCACUUUUUAACUACAACUUCGAUUCACUCACUACCGAUAGUCCUGUGAUCGAAGCUGUUUACACUGCUCUUAAAGAAGCUGAGCUUCGUUCUACUGAUAUUCUACCAUAUUGGAAGAUCGAUGCAUUGUGUAAGAUAGUUCCGAGACAAGUGAAGGCUGAAAAGGCUGUAACUUUGAUAAGGGAAACCGUUGAAGACCUCAUUGCUAAGUGCAAAGAAAUUGUCGAAAGAGAAGGCGAAAGAAUCAAUGAUGAAGAGUAUGUAAAUGAUGCUGACCCAAGUAUCUUGCGGUUCUUGCUCGCAAGCAGAGAAGAGGUGUCAAGUGUGCAGUUACGAGAUGAUCUUCUCUCAAUGCUUGUUGCAGGUCAUGAAACCACUGGAUCUGUCCUCACUUGGACCAUUUAUCUCCUAAGUAAGAAUCCAUCUGCAUUGGCGAAAGCACAAGAGGAAGUAGACAGAGUUUUAGCGGGGAGAAACCCGGCUUAUGAGGAUAUAAAGGAGUUGAAGUACAUCACUCGUUGUAUACUCCUGUCUUUUUUCUGGUAGGUCUUGAUAAGAAGAGCUCAAGUUCCCGACAUUCUUCCCGGGAACUACAAGGUUAAUUCCGGACAAGACAUUAUGAUUUCGGUCUAUAACGUCCAUCGUUCAUCCGCGGUAUGGGAAAAAGCUGAAGAAUUUCUGCCUGAACGAUUCGAGUUAGAAGGCGCAAUCCCCAACGAAACAAACACCGAUUUCAAAUUCAUACCGUUUAGUGGAGGGCCUAGAAAAUGUGUAGGCGAUCAGUUUGCAUUGAUGGAGGCAAUUGUGGCACUCGCGGUCUUUCUCCAGCGCCUAAACGUUGAGCUGGUUCCUGAUCAGACCAUUAGCAUGACCACUGGAGCAACCAUACACACCACCAAUGGAUUGUAUAUGAAGGUGAGCCGAAGGUGAGCCGAAGGUUAUCGAGCAAAAGACAGAUCUUUAGGGAGUUUGACGGCACAUCUACAUAUGAGGUAAUUGGUGUUAUUUGGUUAUAUUUUUUUUCUGCUUAUUUGGUUAUUUUGAUUUGCUUAUUACGUAUGAAUAAGAUGUAUAAAUGCUCUCUCUUUCUUAAUAGUUUCAUCGUGGAUAUGUCAAUUUGAGGGGAUAAAUUAUU
Molecule: messenger RNA, 1892 nt
Organism: Eutrema salsugineum
Lineage: Eukaryota; Viridiplantae; Streptophyta; Magnoliopsida; Brassicales; Brassicaceae
Product: carotene epsilon-monooxygenase, chloroplastic
Biological process (GO): carotenoid biosynthetic process
Cellular component (GO): chloroplast
Molecular function (GO): heme binding; iron ion binding
Source: RefSeq, a predicted model, not a curated record